GUCCUCUUUCAGUGGUGCUGUCUAAGGAAAAGAACUGUCGCAGUUGAAGCACCAAGCAAAACCUCAUCACCAGAACACCAAAACGCACAGCACACUAAUCAGACUGAACAAGACAAGAAGACGAGCCACCAGGAAAAGGAGAACAGCAAUUUAAAAGGAAAAAAAACUAAAAUAGAGAAAAAAAAGCGAUGGCGGAGAAAGUCGACGUGAACGCAAAAUGGGACGCGUGUCUCGAUCUGACGGUCCGUCGUUUUGUUUACUCGUCCCUGGCUGGUGCUUUUAGCGGUUUCCUUUUCUUCAGGACUCCGGUGACUCGUUGGGCAACUGUGGCUUUUGGGGCUGGAGUGGGCAUUGGAUCUGCUUACACAGAGUGCAAUCGUAUUUUUGAUGCAAAGUUGACUACUCCUAAGACAUCAGAUGCUCCUGCCCAUGAGGAGUAAGCUGAAACUUGAAGGGAACAUGAGGAAUCGAUUACAAAUCAAGACUUUGUUGAAAUAGAGAUUGUGGUUGGUUCUUGACAAUGUAGUUAAAACAUUGUUCUUGAUGGAUAAAUAGUGAACUUGAUGUACGGAAAGUUUCGAAUGCUUUCUGCUAGCUUUUGUCUGUAAUUCUAUUGAGGUAAAUUUUCCGUUGGAGGAGGAAAAGAAAAUAACCAAUUCAGUUGAUGGCCUUUCAGAAUCUA
Ricinus communis (castor bean) is the source of this 682-nucleotide messenger RNA. RefSeq names its product MICOS complex subunit Mic10. The coding region runs from base 189 to 440 and encodes 83 amino acids. The record is from RefSeq and is a predicted model, not a curated record. Gene Ontology annotation, cellular component: MICOS complex; mitochondrial inner membrane; mitochondrion. The transcript has 3 exons. NCBI's taxonomy places the organism in Eukaryota, Viridiplantae, Streptophyta, Magnoliopsida, Malpighiales, Euphorbiaceae.